Molecule: messenger RNA, 2317 nt
Organism: Eucalyptus grandis
Lineage: Eukaryota; Viridiplantae; Streptophyta; Magnoliopsida; Myrtales; Myrtaceae
Product: anthocyanidin 3-O-glucosyltransferase 2
Exons: 1
Coding region: 36-1490 (484 amino acids)
Molecular function (GO): UDP-glycosyltransferase activity
Source: RefSeq, a predicted model, not a curated record
GAGUUGAGAAAAGAUAAGAUCAAUUUUCUAUAACAAUGAAGAGGGGAGAGCUGGUAUUUGUCCCUUCACCUGGCAUCGGUCAACUUGUACCCGCUGUUGAAGUUGCCAAGCUCCUUGUCCAAAGAGACCACCGCCUCUCAGCCACAAUAUUCAUCAUCACACUGCCGUUUGACAACAAAAUCACCACCUACACCGACUCUCUUGCUUCUUCUUCCUCCUCCAUUGAUGGCCGCGUCAAGUUCAUUACCCUUCCUGAACAGAAACCUUCCUUGGAAGCGAACUUCUUGACCUCCCUAAUAGAAAUCCAGAAACCCCAUGUCAAAAAGGUGGCCGCGCAGUUUGCUCAUUCUGAGUCAGGCCCUGAGGAGCCGAGACUUGCAGCUUUCGUGAUUGGCAUGUUCUGCACGACGAUGAUUGACGUUGCCAAUGAGUUUGGAGUCCCCACUUAUGUCUUUUACACUUCAAGUGCCGGCGCUCUUGGUCUUAUGCUCCAUCUCCAAACCCUUCGUGAUGUCCAUAGCCAAGACAUCACUGAGCUGAAAGACUCGGAUACUGAGCUGAUGGUCCCGAUUUGCAUCAACCCAGUUCCAGCCAAAGUCCUGCCCUCUGUGGUGCUAAACAGAGAUUGGUCCAUGGUGAUACUGGAUCAGUUUCAGAGAUUCAAAGAAACAAAGGGCAUACUGGUAAAUACAUUUUUGGAGCUGGAAGGCCAUGCUGUCAAGUCCUUUGCAAACAGUGAAAUCCCGUCGGUGUACCCGGUGGGACCCAUACUAGACCUCAAGGGCAACGCUCACGUGGGCUCCAGUGAUGAUCGACAGGGGGAGGAUCUCAUCUGUUGGUUGGAUGAUCAACCUCCAGCAUCAGUCGUGUUCCUUUGCUUCGGGAGCAUGGGAAGCUUUAGUGAGGAUCAAGUGAGAGAGAUCGCAUGCGCACUGGAGCAAUGUGGGUAUAGGUUUGUGUGGUCCCUACGUCGUCCUCCACCAAAAGGCAAGAUGGGGUACCCCAGUGAUUACACCAAUCCUGCGGCCGCAUUGCCUGAAGGUUUCUUGGAACGGAUGGCCACAGUUGGGAGAGUGAUCGGUUGGGCUCCACAGGUGGCGGUCCUGGCCCAUCCGGCAGUUGGAGGCUUUGUGUCGCACUGCGGGUGGAACUCCAUACUGGAAAGCCUUUGGUAUGGCGUGCCAGUCGCCACGUGGCCACUGUACUCAGAGCAGCAAUUCAAUGCCUUUGAAAUGGUGAGGGAGCUGGGAUUGAGCGUUGAGAUAAGGAUGGAUUACAGGAGAGAUGUGAGGGCUGAGAGCGAAUCAAUGGUCUGUGCAGAUGAGAUCGAGAGAGGGCUCAAGAGUUUGAUGGAAAGUGGCAAUGAGAUGGAGAUGAGGAAGAAGGUGAAGGAGAUGAAGGCAAAAUGUAGGAUGGUGACCAUGGAAGGUGGGUCUUCAUACUUUUAUCUGGGUCAGCUGAUUAGUGAGAUUUUGGACGGCAUGCAAUGAAGAGGGCAAAUGACAGCUACAACUACCAAAUCAACGGUGGAAAAAAGGACGUCUGCAGAGAAUUUUUCUUCCACCCGCAUUGGAUGCAAAAAUUAUCGCUGAGAAUUUUUCUUCCACCGGCCAUUCUAUGCAAAAACUAUCGCUUUUUUAUUACGUUUUAUGUAAGGGACUUCUUGUGUGUAUAUCAGACAGUAGCUAUCGUUACAAGCAUAUUUGCUUCAAGCCCAUCUGGCCAAAAGAGACAUACAACCAGCACCGAGAAGGAGAGCUACAUAGGUUCCAAACAGGAGCCUCCCGUUGUUCUGCAACUUAGGGCUCAUGAAGUCAGCAGCAAGAAAAUCGACCAGGGCCAUGUAAAUUAAUAUCCCUGCAGAUGCAGCAUUGAAGAUGCCCUCCACAACGAGCGCCUUUGGGCUGUUCUCGUCAUACACACUGGUGAGUCCCAAUCCUAUAGCAACCCCAACUGGGGUUGUGAGGGAGAAAAACAUUGCCAUGAUUGCGCUUGCCCGAGUCUCAAACUUUGCCUGCCAAAGCAAAAGAGAGAUGUAGUGGAGGUAGUUGGACGAUUUUAUAUAGGCGAUCACUAAGGACUUUGGUAAUUUGCCACCUUUUGAUUUGUUUAGGAAGUUAUGUGAAUUUAGAUCUAAGGUAUAAUUGCUAUUUUUGGGUACCAUUGAGAGAAAUGGUCGAUCAUUUUGGUUGUUUUACAGUUUUUUAAGAGAAUGGGGUCUUUUUUAAGGUAAAUCAUGUUUGAGGUUCAUCUGCUCAUGCAGUAGAAGUAUGUCAGAACAUACGAUUGAAUCAAGAGUUAAUUCAAAUUUCUAUUA